AUGGGACAGCUGAUCGCUAAGUUGAUGGGCAUCUUCGGGAACCAGGAGCACAAGGUUAUUAUUGUGGGGCUGGACAACGCCGGAAAGACCACCAUUCUCUACCAGUUCCUGACAAAUGAGGUGGUCCAUACGUGCCCCACCAUCGGUAGCAACGUGGAGGAGAUCAUUCUACGAAAGACCCACUUCCUUAUGUGGGAUAUAGGGGGGCAGGAGGCAUUGCGCUCCACCUGGAACACAUACUACUCAGACACAGAGUUCAUCAUUCUUGUGAUUGACAGCACAGACCGGGAUCGGCUGCUGACCACUCGGGAGGAGUUGUAUAAGAUGCUGGCCCAUGAGGCUCUGCGAGAUGCCUCGGUCCUGAUCUUUGCCAACAAGCAGGACAUGAAGGACUCCAUGACUACUAUGGAGAUCUCCCAAUUCCUCACGCUCAGCGCCAUCAAAGACCACCCGUGGCACAUACAGGGCUGCUGUGCCCUUACUGGGGAAGGGCUGCCUGCCGGGCUCCAGUGGAUGCAGUCUCAGACCACUGCCAACUGA
This is a messenger RNA of Orycteropus afer afer, 540 nucleotides long. RefSeq names its product ADP ribosylation factor like GTPase 5C (gene ARL5C). Lineage: Eukaryota; Metazoa; Chordata; Mammalia; Tubulidentata; Orycteropodidae. Gene Ontology annotation, molecular function: GTPase activity; GTP binding. The record is from RefSeq and is a predicted model, not a curated record. Gene Ontology annotation, biological process: intracellular protein transport; vesicle-mediated transport; protein localization to Golgi membrane. The transcript has 6 exons. Gene Ontology annotation, cellular component: cytoplasm; trans-Golgi network. Bases 1 to 540 code for a protein of 179 amino acids.